CCAAAAGAAGCAGCAAAAACUUGUGCAAAGCAAUUGUCAAUUCAUCAUCCAUGUCCGUUCGGUGCUUGAUAGCAGCAUCAAUACCAUUCCAAUAGCUAACAAUAAGUGAGAAAACUGAAAAGACCAACGGCAGCAAAAAGGAGGAGAGGGACGACAUUUGCGGAUAUCCCAUCAGCUUGAAAGCUAAGCCCCAACCAAAGUUUCCAUCAACAGUAGCAGCAGCAGCUGCGGGAAGACGCAACCUCAUCGUGUCAGCGUCGUCACAGUCGUUGUCGUCGGACUCGUCAAUCACAACGUCAGAAACAAAGCUAACAACAACAAUAACAGCUACAGACAGAACCAUUUCGUUAAGAUUGUUCAAACGAUACAAGUAAACCAUCUUGCCGCAACUGUAACAGCCAAACGCAGCAACUACACAGACGUGGUUUUCACACAUAUUUCUUGGUGAUUAUUUACAAGAAAUCCAACGUGCAGAGCCAGCAGCCAUCUCCAUUCAACAGCUCACAGUACCUAAGAUAUAACAGUUAGCCCGACGGCCAACAAAAGUGAAAAUUCGUUUGGUCUCUUGGUUCGCAACACAGCGCCACUCCGUUUUGCUUUAUUUUCGGUGGGCAAAAUUUCACACACCAAAAAUGCCUGUGGGUGGGCGCACAGCCGGCAAAUACGGUUAUUCCGACAACAGUUACUACAGUGGUCACUCCUACAAAAGCAUUAACGAUGAAAUUAUUUGGGUGAGCAUCGGCAUGGGCGUCACCAUAAUUGUCCUAAUAACAAUCGCACUCUGCUACAUCGCUUACGAAAAGUGUCACAAGAAACGCGAAUAUUACAUUAAUGCAUAACGCGACAUGCUGCGGUCCAUGUCAAACGACGUUUUAGAAACGGUGAAUUUUAAAUGCACUUCGCACCCAUUUUUGAAAAUGAACGCCACCACGCCAUGCAAUACACGAAAGGCACCUAACACAUUCAAUGGCAGCGAAGUUGCAACAACGUAACCAAAAACUAUUUGCACGGCGUAAGUGGGCGAACUAACGGUACAUCGUGCUUGUAAUAAGCACAGGAAGAAGAAUAAGUAGCGGAAGCGGAAAGAGAAGAUAAGACAGCACGAAGAAACGUCGAAUGAGUAACCGAAAGUAAAAUAUGUAUGUAUGUACAUAUGUGGAUGAGAGUGUGUGUGGGGGAAAAAGAGAGAGGUGUACAGAGGAAAAAAACACAACCACAAACCGCCUUCAAUUACUAUAACAACACCAUGCACCACGGAAUGAAAAUUAUCACAGCACUUUUCGCUUCACUGAGAGAACUCUAUGAACAUAUGUACAUACAUACAUAUAUA
Messenger RNA from Anastrepha ludens (Mexican fruit fly), 1330 nucleotides. RefSeq lists its product as uncharacterized. NCBI's taxonomy places the organism in Eukaryota, Metazoa, Arthropoda, Insecta, Diptera, Tephritidae. The transcript has 2 exons. The record is from RefSeq and is a predicted model, not a curated record. The coding region runs from base 633 to 839 and encodes 68 amino acids.